CUACUACUAUUUGCAGACCACACACCACAAAAACAAACCAAACCGGUUGCUGUCCUGGUGACUCCCGACUCCUGCAGACCACACACAACGGAACAAUUUAGGACAUCUGUUGAAACUCUUGCUGCAAAACGCUCCAGCAAAACUGCUUCCACGUAUAAGGUACCUUCCGGAAAUUUCGCUGGACGCCGCUGACGCUGACAAACCCAAUAUCCCUGGGAGUUUCCCAGGCUUCCGGGAAGGUUGAUUCGAGGCAGCAUGUCUGCUUCAGUGAAAGAAUGCCUUCAGCUUCAGCUGCUAGAGAUGGAAAUGCUGUUUUCUAUGUUUCCUAACCAAGGAGAAAUAAAGCUCGAAGAUGUAAAUGCCCUGACGCAUAUAAAGAGAUACUUGGAAGGCAAAAGAGAGGCUUUGCCACCAAAAAUCGAAUUUGUGAUUGCACUCCAGAUUGAGGAGCCCAAGGUGAAAAUUGAUUUACAAGUAAUCAUGCCUCACAGCUACCCCUAUGCAGCAUUGCAGCUGUUUGGACGGUCAUCUGAGCUUGACAGGCAGCAGCAGCUACUUCUCAACAAAAGUCUCACUUCUUAUAUAAAGACCUUUGAUGCAGGUGAGCUUUGUGUGUGUGCAGCAAUCCAGUGGAUACAGGACAAUAGCGCAUCCUAUGUCUUGAACAAAAAGCAUGUUUAUGAACCAUCUGCCCAAGAAAAGCAAGUCAAGAACACGUUCCGCCGAAUGUGGAUCUACAGCCACCAUAUAUAUCAGCAGGACCUAAGGAAGAAGAUUUUGGAUGUUGGGAGAAAGUUAGGUGUGACUGGGUUUUGCAUGACAGGAAAGCCUGGUAUAAUCUGUGUAGAGGGCUUCAAAGAGCACUGUGAGGAAUUCUGGCACACAAUUAGGUAUCCCAAUUGGAAACACAUUUCGUGUAAGCAUGCUGAAAGUAUCGAAACUGAAGGAAAUGGGGAAGAUCUACGUCUUUUCCAUUCUUUUGAAGAAUUACUCCUUGAAGCCCACGGUGACUACGGAUUAAGGAAUGACUAUCACAUGAAUCUGGGCCAGUUCUUAGAAUUUCUCAAAAAGCAUAAAAGCGAGCAUGUUUUUCAGAUAUUAUUUGGUAUUGAAAGCAAAAAUUUGGAAUCCUAGGAGGCUACUUAGAAGCCCGUGCUUGUUAUUUCACUAAGUAUUUCUGUUAAUAAGACCAAAAUAAAAGGGCAGGUGGCAGUUUAGCAUCCUCUAUGAGAAACCAGCUCCAGAAUUUUCAUCUAAUAGUGAAACAAGCCUUUUAACUUUCCAACAGUGCAAUUGUAAUGUUACCUCCAUGUUCUUGUGUUAUAUUAUUUGAAAACUACUUACUGUAAGUUAAUAAAAAGUAUCAAUUUAACCAGUGAAGCUGAUUGAUUAAAGAGAAGUCCAAAGCCCACAGUUAAUGUCAAAAAUCAAAUUGCAGUUACGAAUUCACAAUAUGAAUAACGUUGCUUCCUUUCAUGAUGCCAGCACGCAGGUGACAGACCAAGUAUUCAUUCAUUAUUGACGAUGAAUUCUAAAUCUAGUUUAAAAUAAGAACACAGAACUUCUUGCUCAAAAUUUUAAACCCCUAUUUUGAGUUUUUUAGCAAAACUUGACCCUGCCUGUAAUGGCAGAGGGAUCAUAGUGAUUCAUAAUGAUGAAGUCACAGGAGUAAUUAAUGUACACAUAAUGCUGUGUCUGGGCUAGUUAUGUCACUUAGUUAAUGAUAGUAAGGAUAAUAAUACCAGUAUUCUUAGUUGGAUCCUUAUCCACAAAAAUAUAAAUGGCUUAUUAUCUACAAAGUGUUCGCGUAAUUUCAUCCCACUUUGGCUUGUGUGCCAGUGUACAUUACUGCCUAAGGCAAGAAGUGUUGAAUGGGGACCAGCUGGGAUGGCUCUGCACCAUCACCUUAUUGGGAAAAAUAAUCACACUUUACAUUUUGGUGAUAAGCCACUGCCAACUCUUCUGAAAAUUCCAAGCUCCACAGGUUUUUAUACCUUUUUCCAAAUGAGAGAACUCAAAUAGGAGAUUAUUUAAUGAUAAAACCCCCUGGUUAAGUAGCUCUUCUAUAGCUUUUCAUUACAAAGAAUCCAUCCUUCCCUGAGAAUUCCUGGCAGCAUCUCCACAACUUUCUCUGGUUUCCACGGUCUCUCCUUAGCUACUGCUGCCUUUCCCCAGGGAGCAUUUCAUUCUCUUGCUGGGUCCCCUACCACUUCAGUCAGGCACUGCAUUGAUAUCCUGGACCUUCAGAAUGCCAAAGCUGAGUGCUGGGAUUUAGUAACGUAGAGGGGAAUGCCUAGCUCCUUAUUUUAUACUAUAGUUUCUUAGAAGGAUGCCCGAACAGCUAUGUGUACACCGGGAGUUUACAGAAUUGAUAAAACAGUACAUUCUGUGUCUAGGAUACAGAUGUGUACCAUUUGAUGAGGUAGAGUAUAUAACUGCUCCUGUAAAGAUGUGCAGCCUUGGAAACUGUAUGGAGCAGUUUUGCUCUCUCCUAUAGGGUCACUAGGAAACCCUGGUGGCGUAGUGGUUAAAUGCUACAACUGCUAACCAGAGGGUCAGCAGUUCAAAUCCACCAGGUGCUCCUUGGAAACUCUGGUGCAAUUCUCCCCUGUCCUGUGGGGUCACUGAGUUGGAAUUGACUAUGGCAAUGGGUUUGGUUUUUGGUAUAGGGUCACUACGAGUUGGAAUCGACUCGACAGCAAUGGUUUUUUGUUUGUUUAACCACCGAGUCAAAAUAUAGAACAUACGUGUUACCCAAACGGUAUUCUGGAGCAAUUUUCGAUAAUUUUUCUGAAUCUACUUUUUACGUUCCCAAUAUAAGCAUGUGGUGAUACUUUUUUUUCCUUCUCAGAAGUGUUAAUAGACAUUAAUUAUGAGAGAAGUAUAGAUUUUGUAGAAAAAAUAUAUACAUAUAUAAUUCAAACCUCAGCCUUGACUGCUAGUUCUGUUUGCCCACCUGACAGGAGACCAUAUAGCCUCUUCCCCAUGCACGCGUGUGCACACAAACACACACACGCAUGAGUGUAUACAUACACUUGAUAAGCCAACAGACCAUAGCACAGGGACUACUAAGCAUUCUUGUAUUAAAUCAGAAAUAAUGUCUGUGAACUGGAGUCUCCGUACAUGACUGCUUACAUGCCACCCCAACUCAGAAAUUGAGAAGGCUUAGAGGUUGCCUAUCUGAGGUCUUCACAGAAGUGUCUUGAACAGCCCAAUUCUCUCAUUUUCUUGUAUCUCAAGUAGCCCAGUAGUAAGCAAAAAGAAUAGUUAUUUUCUGAGGAGGUCAUGAUUUUGCUAAAAAAUCAUGGUUCCAUACCUGAUUUACCACGGAAACUCUGAGCCCAUUGGACCUCCCUUAUAAGGUCCACAUGGUGGAACUACUUUUACUACAGCCUGAACCAGCUGGAGAGAACUCUCUUUCUGAGCCCAGUCAAAGCAUUUGGAUUAACCUAUAAAUGGGGUGGAGCAGCAAGCCCAGUAUUCAAAGAAGAUCACCACAUACUGAAGUUCUCCUUAGUGAUAGGACAAACAAAGCACACAGUUUGUUCCUCACUUUGAGGAAACAUCUCAACAUGCACCAGAAAAAAGGUGACUUGAGUUGGCAGGAUCUUGUGCUUUCAUGGGGUUUUUCUUCUGCUCUGUGGCAUAAGUGUGCCUUAUCAGACAUAUCAUCAGUGUGUUGGCCAGCAUGAUGGUAAGAUGAUCAAGGUCUUUUAUUAAGGAUUAUAUUCAGGCACAAAGAGGGUUAAUGUAACACUGAAAAAUGGCAAUCAGUGUAUUGCUGCUUAUUGACAGAGUGAGCAAACUGCUUCAGAUGCUAUUACUAGAAUAAAAAGCAGGGGGGAUGGGGAAGCAUUGAUGAAAUCAAUACCUACUUACUGAUUUGCCCCAGGAAAGAGAAUUUGUCUGACAGCAGCUACAGUUGGAAUCAUCAUCUGAUUAAGUUUAUGAAUAUGUGCUAUCACAUAAACAAAACCAACCAAACUAAACCCAUUGCUGUUUAGUUGAUUCCAACUCAUAGCCACCCUAUAGGACAGAGUAGAACUGCCCCAUAGAGUUUCUAAGAAGCAGCUGG
Loxodonta africana (African savanna elephant) is the source of this 4075-nucleotide messenger RNA. RefSeq names its product RWD domain containing 2A (gene RWDD2A). Bases 256 to 1134 code for a protein of 292 amino acids. The record is from RefSeq and is a predicted model, not a curated record. Gene Ontology annotation, molecular function: protein binding. The transcript is spliced from 3 exons. NCBI's taxonomy places the organism in Eukaryota, Metazoa, Chordata, Mammalia, Proboscidea, Elephantidae.